AAGGAAAGAUAAAUCAUAGUUAAUUUUGCUUAGAAUCGAGUGCUAGUUUUGUUAAAGGAAAGAUAAUAUAUUAAAACAACGUGUCAGGCGGAAAGCCGCGAACAGAGUCAACAUGCAGCAAUUUGGGUUAAAGCAGCUCUAAAUAACUGUUUGCCAUUUAGCCACGGGUGACAUCCGAUUUAAAAUCGUGUAGAGAGGAUGGCUAAAAAAACCAAGAAGGGAACUGUUGAUUCUAUAAAUACUCGUUUAGCCCUUGUGUUGAAAAGUGGAAAAGUAGCCUUAGGCUACAAAUCCACAUUAAAGACCAUUCGCACAGGAAAAGCUAAACUUGUUAUCAUCUCAACGAAUUGUCCGGCUUUAAGAAAAUCUGAAAUAGAGUAUUACGCCAUGUUAUCUAAAACUGGUGUUCAUCAUUAUCAUGGAGAUAAUAAUGAACUUGGAACAGCAUGUGGAAAAUUGUUUCGUGUAGGCGUCAUGACGGUAACAGACCCUGGGGAUUCAGACAUCAUUACGACUCUUGAAGCAUGAUUUUUUAUUGUUGAGUUUUUUUUUAAUUGAUCAACAUAAAGAAAACCCCAAUUUCGUCCAAAAAGAUGUUGUACAUAAUUGAUUAAGCGUAAUCUUUAAAAAUUAACAUUUUAAAAAAACAAUUUUAUAGAACAAAUUGAACAUAGUCAUAUAUUUCAACCAUAAUAUGGGGAAAAACAGACUAUAAAAAUUUAU
Messenger RNA from Hylaeus volcanicus, 723 nucleotides. Its product is annotated as 60S ribosomal protein L30-like. Gene Ontology annotation, cellular component: cytosolic large ribosomal subunit. The transcript is spliced from 4 exons. Bases 199 to 528 code for a protein of 109 amino acids. NCBI's taxonomy places the organism in Eukaryota, Metazoa, Arthropoda, Insecta, Hymenoptera, Colletidae. Gene Ontology annotation, molecular function: structural constituent of ribosome; RNA binding. The record is from RefSeq and is a predicted model, not a curated record.